AUGAAUCAUCAAGUCUUCCCAGCACUGGUCCUUUGGGUGUUUUCAGCAUGUUCAGAGACUCAUGCACAGCGGAUCAUUGGGGGUCAGGAGGUUGAGAAAUAUUCAAUCAAACAUCAGGCUUCGGUGCAAACAGAGAUUGGGAACCAUUACUGUGGAGGAACCUUGGUGGAUGCCCAGUGGGUGGUGUCUGCUGCCCACUGCUGGAGGCCGAGCCAGUUGAUGAUGGUGGUGCUGAGUGAGCACAACUUGGAGGAAACAGAAGGAUUUGAGCAGGUCUUCAACGUCUCAAAGAUAUAUGUUCACAACUACAACUAUAAGACCUUCGAUAAUGACAUCAUGCUUAUUAAGCUGAGCGAGCCGGCAGAGCUCAACGCUUACGUCCAGCCUGUCACCCUGCCUGAUAAAAACACCCCCUCAUUAUGGGGGGAUGUCUGCAAAGUGAGUGGCUGGGGGGUGACACAGCUUCACAGUGUCAAGCUCUCCCCUGUUCUACAAGCUGUGAACGUGAGAGAAAAUCCUUUCUGCAGCUGGUACUACUGGGGCAAGACCACCUCAAAUAUGAUUUGUGCUGGGUCUAUAUUUGGCGGCAAAGAUUCCUGCCAGGGUGACUCCGGUGGUCCACUUGUCUGCAAUGGCUACCUUGAGGGCCUCGUUUCCUGGGGUGUCAGCUGUGCAAAUCCAUUCUACCCAGGUGUCUACACCAAAGUGAGGCAGUACGUUGACUGGAUCAAGUGGGUGAUUGAUCAUGACUCAUAA
Molecule: messenger RNA, 756 nt
Organism: Nematolebias whitei (Rio pearlfish)
Lineage: Eukaryota; Metazoa; Chordata; Actinopteri; Cyprinodontiformes; Rivulidae
Product: trypsin-like
Exons: 5
Coding region: 1-756 (251 amino acids)
Biological process (GO): proteolysis
Molecular function (GO): serine-type endopeptidase activity
Source: RefSeq, a predicted model, not a curated record